GCGGAGAGGGGUGAAAGGGCACCGCUGAUUUGUGCUUAAGAGAUCACAGCCUGCCAGCAGAGCCAGAGGAGGACGUUCUGUACCAGGGUGACGGAGCUGCGUUACACUUCAUGCAGUCGACUAUGAAAGCGGUGCUCGUUGUGCACGGGGGGGCUUGGGCCAUUCCUGACUGCAUGUCGGAGUCGUCCGUGGGUGGAGUGAAGGCUGCCACUCUGGGCGGGUUCCAGGUCCUGAAAAGGGGCGGGACGGCCUUGGACGCGGUGGAAACGGCCGUCAGAGCCCUGGAAGACGACCCGGUGUUCGAUGCAGGACAUGGGUCGGUACUAAACGCUUGCGGAGAGGUGGAGCUGGACGCCAUCAUCAUGGAUGGCAGGACGCUGGCCACUGGAGCGGUCUCCUCCGUCAGGAACAUCGCCCAUCCUGUGACCCUCGCUCGCGCCGUGAUGGAACAGACGGACCACGUCAUGCUGACAGACAGAGGUGCCAACCUGUUCGCUGACAGCCUCGGCAUUGCCACGGUGACCAACGAGGUCCUGGUGACGGAGUACGAGAGGGAGGAGUGGAGGAAGCAACAGAAGUAUUCCGUCGGGGUGAAGAACCUCUUCAACUCCCAGUGCGACCAUGACACAGUUGGAGCAGUUGCUCUGGACAGCCAUGGUGACAUAGCCUGUGCCACUUCCACUGGAGGCAUCAGAAACAAAAUGGUGGGAAGAGUCGGGGACUCACCCAUAAUAGGGAAAAGUCUCUCUGAGGCAGUGGACUCUUCUCUGCAGUACAUGGCCGAACGAGUGAACGGCGGGGGCGGGGUCAUCGCGGUGAGCCGGGCGGGGGAUUGGACGGCCCAGUUCACCACAGAGCGCAUGGCCUGGGCGGCGAUGGAGGGGGACGUGCUGUCCUACGGCCUCAACCCAAAGGAAGUGUUCCAGGAGACACUGCCAGACUUCCAGAGAGUAGUGCCUCAGCACCAGAGCUAGUUCUGUCAGUUUCAGAGCUGUGUUUGCCCUGGGAGCGAGAAGGGUGAGGGACAUGAGAGUCUUAUAGUAUUGCUUGAUGAACAUCGCUACUUUACACAAACCUGAAGCAAGUCAGACAUUUUCAAGUUCAACAAAAUUUGAGAACACAUAAAAUGUCCAGUGUUCAUAUUGUCCUACUCGACCCGAGUAAGUGCCAAUUUAAUACUGGAUAUUAAACUGAGAAUCUUGCAUCUGAAUGUCAGGACUGUUUUGUGUGGCAAUGUCAUAACUUAUUUAAUUGAACUGU
Molecule: messenger RNA, 1260 nt
Organism: Conger conger (European conger)
Lineage: Eukaryota; Metazoa; Chordata; Actinopteri; Anguilliformes; Congridae
Product: isoaspartyl peptidase/L-asparaginase
Exons: 6
Coding region: 111-974 (287 amino acids)
Molecular function (GO): asparaginase activity
Source: RefSeq, a predicted model, not a curated record